Molecule: messenger RNA, 1829 nt
Organism: Suillus bovinus
Lineage: Eukaryota; Fungi; Basidiomycota; Agaricomycetes; Boletales; Suillaceae
Exons: 5
Coding region: 142-1563 (473 amino acids)
Molecular function (GO): protein binding
Source: RefSeq, a predicted model, not a curated record
AGAAUGAUCAAUGAUACGCGACUUUUAACGAUCUCAAAAUCAAAUCAUAAGCAGAUGCUGGGACUCACAGGAACCUACAGGUGUACCACGAGGCAAUAGGAUCUCUCAAUUGUAUGUUCAAUCGCAAAGGUCACCACUAACAUGCGCCUUUCCCUCGACUCUCUUGAUGAUGAUACUCUCCUUGGCGUCUUUGCUGUACUCACAGUUCCAGAUGUUCUCAGCCUGAGACAAACAUGUCGUAGACUGCUAGUCUUCUCAAGUCAGCAGAUUGUAUGGCAGAAUAUUGCUUCUUCUCAGAUAUUGCAGCAGGGAAUACCCUUCUCUAAGAAACCACUCUCGAGUUUCUCUGUUCGCGAUCUGGAGGACAGAGUACGCCGUGCCUACCAUCUGGGGAAAGCUUGGAAAGCUCCUUCAAUUACAUUUCGCGCGUCUGGCUUCACAGCGAGCAGGGGAGGCCCUAUUCAAGACAUCCACUUCAUUCCUGGCUAUGAUCGGAGAUGGCUCAUCACAGUCUCUCAGGGUAUCUGGUCGAUGAUCAUACUCUGGGAUCGCCGUAGUUUGACACGAGUCACUUCCUGGUCCCCUGAAAAGGCUGUCUUUUCUGCUCUAACAGUGAACACGUCCGAAGAUUCCGAAGCUGCUCUCGCAGUGUCACUGCACAGAUACGACUCUGUUGUAGUUGAGAUAUUAGCUAUCACAUCUACAGCGCCAGACUCUCUGCCAGGGUUUGAAUGUAUUGCCCGACUCGACACGUUGCGCCAACCAAUCGCUAUGUGUGGGUCCUUAGUGGCAUUGGCAGACGAUGAAGCUGAGACAAUAAUAUGGGACUGGAAAACCAAGGAGUACGCGGUUUUGCAAAGUCCUGUCGAAACGGACCUUUGGCGGAACCAAUGCACUCAAAUCGUCUUUGCAUACAAAACCAUCCUUGUUGUUAGAGCUCGUUCAGUUCAUGCGUUCGCGGAGCCAAAACUAGUACCACAUCCCAACACAUGUGUCCAUCAUCCUUAUGCCCAGAGCACGUUUGGCUGGGUGGAUGGUAUCUUCGUCUCUGUUCCACCAUCUUCGCCCGAAGACCCUACAAGAAUGAAGGGACAGCCUCUGUCAAUUCUUUUACGCACGAAGAAUAAUGACCCGUGGUCAUCUACAUUCAAGAUUCAACUCUGGACUUUGAGCCCAAUGAAUGAAACUACUGUCGAUGGCCCACACUACAAUUUUCCUCCUUCUAUGACUACAGAAAUUGUCACCCCACGUCGAGGUGCCCUGCGAUGCACCGACAUGGUGCUUGGUCCAUAUGGGACUGCAGUCUGGGUGCAACCAGAAGAUUACUCAGUUGCAGGCCUAAUCUCUCCGAACAUUCAUCUGCAAAAUAUACCUGUGCCACGGUCUCACGAAACACUUGUCGUCGCUGCCUUCCCUGGGUUGUUCAAUACUCAAGGUGAAGCGCAGGUCAAGUCAUCGUGGAAAAAUCGUGGUGAGAAUUGGACAUGUCUUGAUUACGACGAGGAAAGAGGCUGCGUUGCACUAGGCUCGGCCGCUGGUGCUGUCACUAUCCUAGAUAUUUAAAAUUCAGUCCAUGUUAGUUCGUGGUUCUAAAUGUUUGAGGCAUGCAACCAGUAAUCUGUAUGCUCCCGAUGGACAUGCUAAAUUCCUGUCAUACCAAUUCGCAGCUCAAAAUCCUUGACAGAUGCCAAGCAAACAUAACGUCAGGAGCAGCAAUCGUAUAGAAGUACUGUACAUAACUUCCUAAUUCCAUGGAGGGCCGUCCUCAGCGAGUGCUCCACGCAUAAAAUCACUCUAGUAUAAGCGCAAAAGGACAUUUGUAAGUUGAU